This is a messenger RNA of Aspergillus glaucus CBS 516.65, 1389 nucleotides long. Its product is annotated as Mpv17/PMP22 family protein. The record is from RefSeq and is a predicted model, not a curated record. Gene Ontology annotation, cellular component: cytoplasm; membrane. The transcript is spliced from 6 exons. Bases 276 to 1040 code for a protein of 254 amino acids. NCBI's taxonomy places the organism in Eukaryota, Fungi, Ascomycota, Eurotiomycetes, Eurotiales, Aspergillaceae.
GAUGGAAACUCCACACUUGACAUUCUGACGUUUGUAUAUCGUGUGCCAUUUAUUUUUACGCUGGACUUUGAGGACGCCCAGCGCUUACUUGUUGUGACCGGCUAUUAUUCUCUCGGUUCUCGCUACUUCCUUUCCCUUUACCCUAUUCUUUGCGUCAUACUGAGGCCUGGUCCACCGAUUCUGCCUUGCCUCCAUUCUUUUGGCUUUGGAAUCAGGUGUCGUUCUCCUGCUCUUCCUUUCUUUUAUUUAUUGCCUCUUUCCUUCGUUCUUUCAACAUGCUCUCAUUGGCGCGGCGCCGGUUUCUGGAUGGACUAGACAGGAGGUAUAUUUAUGGUCGUGUGCCCUUACUUCACGCUAUAAUUUUUCUGAUUGAGAUGGUGAUCGCCGCGCGGCUGGCGGCCAAGUUCAACUCCUACUAUGCGGAGAGGCCGGUGUUGACUACUAUGGUCACCAACGCUGUGCUUGGUGGAGUCGCAGAUACCGUUGCACAGUUGAUCUCGGGCUACAGAUCCCAAGUACCAACCAGAGAAGAAACAGACAGCGAUCUGAUUUCGAUCGAGAUUCAUGAGCUCGACAAGAGAAAACCACCUGCUGUGGGAGAGUUGGACUUUGCGAGCAACCGACCACCACCAUUUGACUUCGAGCGGCUUACCCGCUUCAUGUCCUAUGGUUUCUUCAUGGCACCCAUCCAGUUCCAGUGGUUUGGGCUUCUGUCGCGAACAUUUCCACUCACAAAGAAGAACCCGACUAUACCGGCUCUGAAACGGGUCGCGGCGGACCAGUUUUUAUUUGCGCCGUUUGGUCUGGUGUGCUUCUUCUCUUUUAUGACCAUUACAGAAGGUGGUGGUCGACGGGCCCUGACUCGCAAAUUCCAGGACGUAUACAUCCCGACCCUCAAGGCCAACUUUCUCAUCUGGCCUGCAGUUCAGGUUCUGAACUUCCGGGUCGUACCUAUUCAGUUCCAAAUCCCUUUUGUAUCCGUGAUUGGUAUUGCCUGGACCGCAUACCUUUCUUUGACCAACUCUGCCGAAGAGGAGUAGAGAACUCCUGACUCGACAUUCAAUAAAUGUUAACGACAUUCGCAGCAAACUUAUCAAUUAACGCUUGCAUCUAUCCCUAUCUUUAUAUCUUUCGUUUUUUCGUGUUUCUACAAGUCUUCCAUUUUUAUCGGCGCACAGGCGUUAUAUAUGUUUCUGGUGUGUUUGGUUUGCUAUAGUGUAUCAAAAGGCUUCCUCUCUAUUUUCUCUUAUUUUAUGUCGGUCAUUUUUAGGAUCGAAUUCAUAAAUGGACCUCUCAUUCGGAGUUGGACAAGUACUCGAAAAACCUGGAGUUCAAUGGGAUAUUCUAGCCAUGUAUUAUUACUCGGCUAUAGGGCAAAAUGGAAUACCA